This is a messenger RNA of Zingiber officinale, 1082 nucleotides long. Its product is annotated as transcription factor bHLH167-like. The coding region runs from base 162 to 701 and encodes 179 amino acids. Lineage: Eukaryota; Viridiplantae; Streptophyta; Magnoliopsida; Zingiberales; Zingiberaceae. Gene Ontology annotation, cellular component: RNA polymerase II transcription regulator complex. Gene Ontology annotation, molecular function: DNA-binding transcription factor activity, RNA polymerase II-specific; RNA polymerase II transcription regulatory region sequence-specific DNA binding; protein dimerization activity. The record is from RefSeq and is a predicted model, not a curated record. Gene Ontology annotation, biological process: regulation of transcription by RNA polymerase II. The transcript has 3 exons.
UCUUCCUCCCUGCAGACUUGAAUGACAGUUGAUUGAGACACGCAGAUCCCUUCGCGUUCUUCCUCUUUUCUUUCUAUCUCAUGUCUAUAUGAAUUAAAUUUGACAACGAGUUUGCUCAACACAUAUCCUACAGAGAGAGAGAGGGGCAGAGAGAAGCGAGCAUGAAGGUGAACAACAUUGGCAGCCAUGGAACCAGUGUUCGUAAGGUGGAGAGGAAGACAGUGGAGAAAAACAGGAGAACGCAUAUGAAGAAGUUGUGCUCCAAGCUUUCCUCCAUCAUCCCUAAAGAACACAGAAACAUUCACAAGGAUGUUUUGACGCAGCAAGACAACUUGGAAGAUGCAACAUCUUAUAUCAAAAUCCUUCGAGAAAGGAUUGAAAUUUUGAAGCAAAGAAGGCUGCUGCAGGUGAGUAAAAUGAGGAGCACGGACGUGGGCAUCGACUUUGGACUGCCAAUUGUCGAAGUAAGAUGCAACGAUGUGAACUUGGAGGUACUGAUCGUGAUAAGCCGUGUGAGCAAAAGGUUUUUGUUCCACGAGGUGAUCAGUGUUCUCGAGGAAGAAGGAGCUAAAGUUGUGAAUGCGAACUUCUCGGUUGUGGGGGACAAGAUCUUCCAUAUAAUCCAUUCACAGGCCGUCAGCUCCAGAAUUGGGUUGGAUGCUUCAAGGGUCACUCAGAGAUUGAAGGAGUUGGUUAAUUAGCUAUUACGAGUUUACGUAUUCUGUCAAAAUAUUACAACUGCGUGCAGCGAAUUGUACCGAUGUAGUUAUUUUAGCCGAUCUCUACUUUCUUCAUUCUGAGGCGCGGUGAAGCAUUUCGUGACGACUUUCUUGGAUUCAUCGUUAGGAAGAGUUGGGAAGCUUCAGGAAGCAACUUGCCAAGGAGGCUUCUGAUUAAGACAAUUCGUACGUCUUUAUAGCUAGAAAAACCAUCUGGAAUCUACGGUACGUGUCGCUUGAUGACUCCCAAUACUAGAAUGUUUUUCUUUCUAUUUUGGGCAAAAUUAAAAAAAAACUCCCUUUUUUAUUACACAAUGUUAUUCUCCUAUAAUUAAUAUAUCUGUAGCGAUCUUAUGUUUCUAU